AUGGUACAACGUGAGUUGUCUGAGCAUCUAUCUUAUGAUGCCGUGCAAAAGAUCAAGAAGGUUUCCCUUGACCUAUCGCAGAAAAUAUCAUCUCUUCACAAACUCAAGCAGCGCAUGCAGAAGAACGACGAUGACUGCAAGUUGUUGGACGAAGGCCGUAUUCCCAAUGGUUGCAAACCUUUGAAUUUUGCCUACGAGACCCCGCUUCUUGAUUCUGUCCCAUGCGACUUGAUGGAGUGGCGUGUUGAGCUUGAUACGAAUUCUUCGGUGAGACUCGCCAAGAAACAGAUCCACAGUGCAUAUUUGAAGGUCAUGAAGCAGCUGGAUGCCACUAUCAUGUCAAAACAACGGGAUGCUCUUCGUGAAGAAACCAAGAAAUCUUCGUUUACAAGGCGCAUUUUGAGUUGCAAACCGGUAAAUUCUGACCUCUUUGCGGAGCUUGAUUUGGACUUUGAGGGCGAGGACUUUGGUACUAAAGGUAUGCCCGAUGAUGUACUCCAGGCCAAAGCCGAAGUCAUUUACACCCACACUGUUCAAUCAGCAGCUUUGACCGUGCAGAAGAAGAAGGAGCUUGAAUCCACAGCAGCUAAGUCUAAGGACAAAAUCCUCAAGCAGCUCAUGGAAUCCGCACCUGCUGAGUUGCUGAACCAAGCCAUUGACCAGCGCAUUGAUCAGGCUCUAUCAAGUGCAAGCUCAAGCAAAGGCAAAGGCAAGGCAGAUAACCGUCGAGAUCAUCGUAAAAUUCAUCCCAAAGGUAUUUCUCGGACAUAUGAUGCAAGUAAGGCUUUUGUGGUUUCGAGUGUGGAGCAAGAUGCCGAUGCUUUGAGAUCGUGUCUUCAUGAAACCACUUCGACAUCAAAGGGCUCCAACAACAACGACGGGGGCAAAGGAAAAGGCAAGGGGAAGCAUCACGGUGGCAAGGUUGGUUUGGACCCCAAGGUUGCCAAUGUCAUCCCGAACUCCGGUGGAUAUGCAAAAUUUCGUUUCGCCAACAAUAUCCCCAAGGACAAGGGCAAGGGCAAGGGCAAGGGCAAAUGGAAGGGCAAGAACCGUGUUUCAAACAUGAAUUCAAUUGUGCGGCUGGGGCUUUCCAUGUUAAAAUCUGGUGAAUAUGGUGCUGUUCCUACCGACAAAGACGGUGGCUAUGCGAUGGUUCAUAAGACGUCCUUCGUAGCUGCCCUCAUUCAGUCCAUGGACCAGAACACCUAUGAUCCAGAUGUCAUGUUGCACGACCUGUCCGCGCAAGACUAUGUCGAGAAUUACGCGUCUCUAGUUCAGUGGAUUGCCGAAGAUGCACGUGAUCCCACACUUGGUCAUGCUUUGUUGCGUGAUGUUAGAAUGGGCAAUCGAAGGUUUAUCUCCAGAGUCAUCGCGAACGUGAAGACUCACAAACAGCCUGGAAACAUGGGGCUUCGCAUUAUUCACUCUUCACCUGGGUUGUGUAUCAGCCCUGCCAUGCGAUGGAUUUCCGAACACAUCAGACAGUUCUUCAGUGACAAGCCUCAUUUGCUUCGUGAUACAGAUGACCUUCUUUUCAAGUUACAGUCAGUGGUUGUUUCUGAAUCUGCAAAGCUGGUGCGCUUCGAUAUUCGCGACUACUUUAUGUCAGGAAGUCAUGCUCAGAUCGCAGAUUUGGCG
This is a messenger RNA of Symbiodinium necroappetens, 1638 nucleotides long. NCBI's taxonomy places the organism in Eukaryota, Dinophyceae, Suessiales, Symbiodiniaceae. The record is from the annotation of a GenBank genome assembly.